AUGGGCUACGAAGAAGCGUCAAAAGCUUAUCGAGUGUACGACAUUGAGGCGGACCAAGUGGUGAUCAGUCGUGACAUCACCUUCGACGAAUCGACUUUUGAUUUUUCGAUGGACCGACCAAUUGACGAUGAUGAAGAUGCGGAGUUGGACCUCGACCUCCUGGCGAUCAACGAGGACGACGUGCGUCAAACCGUCUACAAGCAGACUGGCAAGCGCAAGAGUGAAGCAAGACCCGGCAUGUCACGUUCAGCUCGCUUUCGAACUGGGUUGGAACAAGCAAGUGCGCCGGAACACGUCUCCAACCGUCACCAGAAACGACGAUCAAGUGCUCCAGAAACGAUGUCUGAUGACGAAGAAGAUGCAAGCGUCUACGAUCAAGAUGACGACUCGACGCCUCCAACAUUUUGGCGUGCAAGUGCAAACGCAGUGGAAGCAACGGACCUAGCAGAACAUGUGACUUUUCAAGACGCAAUCAAUGGUCCUGAUCAAGCUCACUGGCGAAAUGCUGUGAAGGCGGAACUCAAGUCGAUGCAUCUUCGUGGAGUUUUCCGUGCGGCAAAACUGCCAAGAGGCCAAGGCGCGAUCGGCACCAAGUGGGUGUUCAAGAUCAAGCGCAAAGCGGAUGGAUCGGUCGAGAAAUACAAGGCGCGUCUCGUUGCCAAGGGCUUCAAGCAGAAGUACGGCAUCGACUACACAGAGACGUUCUCGCCCGUGGUCAAGUACGUGACACUGCGUAUGGUGAUCGCGAUCACCAAGUAUUUCGAAUGGCCACUGGCCCAAAUCGAUGUGGUGACAGCCUUUCUCUACGGAGUGAUGAAGGAGAAGGUGUACUGCGUGAUACCAGAAGGCGUCGAGAUGGAUGGCGACUUUGACUGUCUCGAGUUGGUGAAGGCGAUCUACGGUCUCAAGCAAGCUUCACGUGUGUGGAACGAGACUUUCGACGAGUUCGUAUGCUCUAUCGAUUUCGAAGCGUCGGCGUUCGACCCAUGUCUCUACAUCAAGGUUGUCGACGGUCACUGUGUGCUCGUGCUGGUCUACGUGGAUGACGUGUUGGUCACCGGCAGCUCGCUCGAGUUGAUUGCGCAGACGAAGGCCGACCUCAAGACGCGUUUGAGAUGA
Messenger RNA from Peronospora matthiolae, 1119 nucleotides. NCBI's taxonomy places the organism in Eukaryota, Oomycota, Peronosporomycetes, Peronosporales, Peronosporaceae. The record is from the annotation of a GenBank genome assembly.